AUGCUUGUGUGCAAUCCGUUUCAGCACCCCGUCACCUUGCUUCGAGGAGAAUCUCUUGGUCGUGUUGAUCCUGUUGAUCCGUUUCACAUCAUCGAGACUUCGGAUGACACGCCUUGUUAUGAGCUCGACGCCCUUACUUCUCCCGUUAAGCGCACUUCUGCAUCAUCAUCAACUUCGCCUUCAUCAGACAUCUUGGAAUCUGUCUUGGAUGCCGACCUGCCACCUCCGUACCGCAUGCAAGUACUCGAGCUUCUGCAGAAUUUUCGCUCAUCGUUUGAUUGCGAUCAAACGCGCUGGGGCCGCACGGAGAACGUCAGUCACAGCGUCCACACAGGUUCUCAUCCUCCAUUACGGCAGCGACCAUACCGUGUGUCGGCAGCCGAGCAUUUUCCGACGCACCUUGUUCGCUUGCGUGAGAUACUGACCUGCCUCACCACUGCCGGCCUCCAGCUCAACAUCAAAAAGUGCCGUUUCGCCGCCCGCAAGCUAACAAUAUUGGGACACGUUGUUUCGAAGGAUGGUGUGCUUCCUGACCCAGCCAAGCUUCGCGCCGUCGCCGAGUUUCCCAAGCCCACAACCCUUAAGGCGCUUCGCAGCUUUGUAGGCCUCUGCUCGUAUUUCCGGCGCUUUGUACGAUCCAUCGGCCACAGCUUCUAG
Molecule: messenger RNA, 657 nt
Organism: Rhipicephalus sanguineus (brown dog tick)
Lineage: Eukaryota; Metazoa; Arthropoda; Arachnida; Ixodida; Ixodidae
Exons: 3
Coding region: 1-657 (218 amino acids)
Source: RefSeq, a predicted model, not a curated record